This is a messenger RNA of Otolemur garnettii (small-eared galago), 3304 nucleotides long. RefSeq names its product muscular LMNA interacting protein (gene MLIP). Bases 1 to 2982 code for a protein of 993 amino acids. Gene Ontology annotation, molecular function: lamin binding; transcription corepressor activity. The transcript is spliced from 14 exons. The record is from RefSeq and is a predicted model, not a curated record. Lineage: Eukaryota; Metazoa; Chordata; Mammalia; Primates; Galagidae. Gene Ontology annotation, biological process: negative regulation of transcription by RNA polymerase II. Gene Ontology annotation, cellular component: nuclear envelope; PML body; sarcolemma.
AUGCUUUCAGAACAGGGGCUCCUGAGUGACUGCGAGAACAAUUACUUCCAAAUGAACUCGUGCAUCUUAGCAGGGAGCGUUCAGACCCUACCCCAGGUCUCUUCUGGUGACUGUGAAGCCAGACCUUUGACCUUCACAUUUGUCCCCACUGUCAGAAGACUACCAACCCACAUUCAGUUGACCGACACCUCUAAAUUCCUUGUUAAAAUUCCAGAAGAACCAAGUGCUAAGAAUCCAGAAACUAUAAAUAAGUCUAAUUCCAAUGACUACUUGACCUUGAAUGCUGGGAGCCAACAAGAGAGAGACCAAGGGACAUUGACUUACCCUUCAGAGGUCAGAGGAACAAUUCCACAAGAAAGGGAAUUGAAAGCAAACGAACUUCAAGGAAUGCAGCAGGGUGGCAUCUUCAAAGCUGAGUACGUCCUUAUUGUGGACUCAGAAGGGGAAGAUGAAACUACAAGCAGAAAAGGUGAACAGGGCCCUACCGUGGGGACGGGCACCAUGGCUGCCCGGCCCAAGUCUCUAGCAAUCUCUUCCAGUCUGGUCUCUGAUGUGGUACGUCCCAAAACAUGGGGGACUGAUCUUAAGCCCUCGUCACAUCCAGAGCUGCCUCAUGGGAUGGCCCCGUCACAAAAGCAUGGGCAGUCAACCUCUUCUCCCACUACCUCUGAGCAGCUUGCCUGUAAACCACCUGCUUUCUCCUUUGUCUCUCCAACUAAUCAGAACACAUUACCUGACCCAGCUGACCUCCGCGGAGCCUCUGUCCUCGAGGAGUUCCACACUAGGAGGCUGGAUGCCAGUGGGGCGGUGGUGGAAGAAUCGGCUACGUAUUUUCAAACUUCUGCCCACUCUUCGCCCUUUUCUGCAUUGAAGGGCGCCUCCUCGACGUUCCCGGCUCCCCAUUCUGCUCAGCUGCCAGGUUCUAACUUGUCCAGUCCCAGCGCAGCGGCUCAGAAAGCCGGCCCGGCCGCCGAAGCUCCGAAGAAGACCACGGCCACUGCGCGCGUCCCUGGUGGCGGCGAAGGCCCGCGAGCGUCGUCGUCCCCUCGCGCGGGCGCGCCUCCCGGGUCGGAUUCAGCCUCAGCCUCCUACAUCCCGGUCCGCAUCGUCAUGCACUCCCUGUCGCCGAGUCCGCAACCCUUCGCCUCCUCUUUCCACGGCUCUUCUUCCACCAUCUGUAGCCAAAUGUCAUCAAGCGGGAAUCUUUCCAAGUCAGGGCUGAAGUCCCCGGUGCCCUCCCGGCUCUCCCUUCUCACUGCCAUUCUCAAGUCAAAGCCUUCUCACCAAAGACCUUUCUCCCCCGCAUCCUGCCCCACCUUCUCUCUCAACUCCCUGGCCUCGUCCACUCUCACACUUGAUCAAAAACCAAAGCCAACCCCACCCACGCCUAAAAAGUCUCUCUCCAGUUGCUCCCUGACAGCCAGGUCUCCGGACCAGGACUCGGAGCUGACGCAGCGGUCCCCUCACCUGCCUUUCCCCACCCAGGCCACCGCUCCCCUUUUUCAGGCGUCCUCCCACUCUCCCACGAAACACGUUAGUAGCAGCCUCGUUUCUCUGGAAGUGGAGAAAACACCAUCGUCCACUUUGAAGGGCAGUACCACGCUCCCCCUGCUACAGACCAACACCCCGAGUUCUGCAGGCCUCCCUCCUGUCCCACCAAGCUCUUCCCCUCUUUCUUCUUGGAAGGGCCAACAGGAAGGUGACCUCAGAAGUCCAGAAAAGCAGAGAAGUACUCACACACACGCUUCUACCUUAGCCUCUCCUGAAUUAUCUGCAUCUCCUCCGGUUAAUCAAAGAGCCAUGCUCUCCACUCCAGAGAAGUGUUUCCGUCCUUCCCCAGCUCUUUCAAACCUGAUAAACAGAUCCCAGAGAGCGUCCCCUCAACUGUCUGGCCAGCAGCCGAGUCACUCAGCUCUUCCUUCACUUCCUAUCCCCAGUCCUAGCUCGCUCUCUCUUCCCAACUUGGGGACCUCCUCCCUGCCUCGUGCUGACCUGCCCAGCAGGGCGCUGCAGCUCAGUCCCCCAGCACUGUACGCAAAUUGUGGCAGUCGUAGUACCCUGCCUUCAAGACUCGGGAAAACUGAAAGCAUCAUAUCCAACCACGGGUCACCUGACUCAACCCCGUCACUUCCCAUUUCUCUAGCACGAACUGAGGAGCUGGUUUCACCUUGUAUAUUGCCCAUGUCAACAGGCCCUGAAAACAAGAAACCGAAGCAAUACAAGACCAAGUCAAGCUACAAGGCUUUUGCAGCAAUCCCUACAAACACAUUGCUUUUGGAACAGAAGGCACUAGAUGAACCAGCCAAGACUGAAAGUGUCUCCAAGGACAACCUGUUAGAAUUCCCUAUGGAGUUGUGUUUCCCUGCACAGCUCAGGAAGCAAACUGAAGAGGUCUGUGCUACCAUUGAUAAGGUCUUACAGGAUUCCUUGUCUAUGCAUUCUUCUGAUUCUCCUUCAAGGUCCCCACAGACAUUGUUGGGUUCUGACACAAUCAAAACUCCUACGACUCUUCCAAGAGCAGCUGGCCGAGAAACCAAAUAUGCAAAUCUCUCCUCACCGUCUUCUACAAUAUCUGAGAGUCAGCUGACCAAGCCUGGAGUAAUUCGCCCAGUACCUGUAAAAUCCAAAAUAUUACUGAGAAAAGAGGAGGAAAUCUAUGAACCCAACCCUUUCAGCAAAUACCUGGAAGAUAACAGUGACUUCUUUUCUGAACAGGAUGUGACAGUCCCUCCCAAGCCUGUUUCACUCCAUCCUUUAUAUCAGACUAAACUCUACCCUCCUGCUAAGUCCCUGCUGCAUCCACAGACCCUCCCGCACGCUGACUGUCUUGCCCCGGGACCCUUCACUCAUCUGUCCUCCUUCUCACUGAGUGAUGAACGGGAGGACUCUCACACCCUGUUUAGUCACAACGUAUAUAAUAAGCUGAGUCAACAAACGGUGGCUAUUCCUGAACAUGGAACCCUUGAUUCCAAAGAGCAAUGAAGUUGGAGCAGAAGCUGAAGACAGGCUGCUGAAGUUUUAUGGAAUGCUGGUGCUAACCACUUGCUAGAUGGAACUUUUGUUUUUCUCAGAAUGAGCGCUCCCUUUAUGAACUGCAAUGCAGCAGAAGAACUAAAAAGUUUGCUGCGGACAUAGAGCAUCACAGUACUCCACUCACACCCGGCACAGGAGAGAUUUACCCACCACUUCUCGCCCCACCCUUCAAGCCUUUAAUGCCUUCUAUUAAGCUGACAGCAAUACUAAUGCGUACUAAUGCGCCCCUAUAUUUGGCAGCCCAAUAAAGGAGAAUCAUGGCUGAACAAAA